Messenger RNA from Cydia pomonella (codling moth), 3031 nucleotides. RefSeq lists its product as uncharacterized. The transcript is spliced from 4 exons. The record is from RefSeq and is a predicted model, not a curated record. NCBI's taxonomy places the organism in Eukaryota, Metazoa, Arthropoda, Insecta, Lepidoptera, Tortricidae. The coding region runs from base 743 to 2332 and encodes 529 amino acids.
UUGCCUGGUGAAACCCAAUAAGUGACGAAAAGUGAGAUUUUAAAGUAAAAACAGUCUUAGACUGAUUCGGUAUCGCUUAAUCUAAUAGUAAUAUCGGAUAAGCGGAUUUGACAUGUAUCACGGAAAUAUGCCGAGUUGAUAACCCAAUAAGUACUUGAUGUGAAGUUUUAAUUUAGAACUAAAUACUACAAGUACAUUUAAGCCUUCAGUUUUUAGUAAUACUUAGUGGAAGAACCACGCAAUACACAUUUAUAGGUAUUUAGUGCAGAGAUAUUUACACUAAAUUAAACUAAACACAAAACGUAGAAACAGUUAAUAUUACUUACCCGGUGUUACCUCAUUACGAUUCGAACCUUAAAAGGAUUUUAGUAAGACUUAGAAUACGGUAAAAGCAAUUGUCGGAUUCUACUUUUACGAUAUUAUUUAUUAAACGUACAAACUACUUACAAGAGAAACCCAAUAAACAAACUUAUAGUACUUAUCUGAAACAAAUCUUUAUGAAAUAUUAUGUUAAGUCUAGUUAUCGGAUUCUCGCACGGACCUUUAACAAAUUUCUUUUAAAAAGUUGUCCGGGGAAGAAUCCAAUAAGUAUGUUUAACGACCGCAAGGUCAUGCGCCGCCUCGACAGGUAGUGACAGGAUCGCAAGCGCUCCACUGCGUCGUUGCAUAUUUAAUUGAAAAUAGCUGUUAAAAAGUUGUGUAUUGUGUUAAUGAAGGUUGUAUAUGUGUUAAAAGUUGUGUGAUGGGUGACCGAGGUAGAAAAUUAGUGCAACUAGCCUGCAGUAACAUGCUAGAAACAGUGGGAUCAAGUACUUCUAAUAACAGAUUUUCUAUGACUGGACCUAGUGCUUCAACGGCAAAUGAAAACAUAAGCUGUUGUCUGCAAAACAAUAAAGAUGACGAUGACUCCUCCGAUCUUGAUGAAUUGCAAAUUUAUAUUGCUACCCAAAUGCACAAUAUUGUCAUCGAUGAUAAUAGUACGGCAGACUCGAAUGAUGAAACCAAUUUAUUCGGCAGUGACUAUUCGGAUGAAGAUCCCACUUACGUGCCAGAUCCUAAGGACUAUUCAUCAAAGCAAAUAGAUUCUGACUCUGAUUUUAUUCCUGAAAGUCCGAAUGUUUCAUCCAAACAGGAAAACUUUUUUAUGGUGCUGAUUGAUGAAGUUUUAGAUCGAGUUUGGAUUUCUGUAGAAGGUGACCAUUCAGCAGGAGCUUAUGUUCUAGAUUCAGAUUCAGAGAACGAUACACCUCAGAAAAAUGAUUCCGGCCAUUAUAUUAUGAUUCCUGAAACUCCCAGCCCAUGCAAACAGCAGGAACGUUUCUUGCCAAUACUUAACAACGUUUGUAUUUCUGGAGAAGGUGAAUUUAUAGAAAGAGCUCCUUCUUAUGUUCCAGAUUCAGAGGACGAUACAUUAAAAGUAUUAAAACCAACUGACUGCUGCAAUGAUAGUAUGAUCCCAGAAAGUUCGGGUGUUCGUUCACAAGUGGAAGACACUGUUUACUUAAUUUUAGACAAUAUUUUAGACAGAGUUUGGAGUCGUGUCAAACCCUUGAAGCGACGUAAGCAAGCUAAGCCAUCUGAAUGGAAAAUAAAUAUCGCCAGAAAGCGAAAAAUGGAAGGGCUACCUUAUGUGACCCAAGGCAUUAAGCGUCCUGCUAAAGUUCCAAAACCCAUUGAAUGUAAUAAAUGCCAAUUCAAAUGUACUGAAAAGUUUUCCGAAGAAGAACGUUACAGUUUGUGCCGUAAUUUCUACAGUAUGGAUUUCCGAGCAAGAAAGAACUUCAUUCUUUCUUGCAUAAAAAUUCAGCCUAUUAUAACCCGAAAAGUACAGAAGGCAUCUAAUAAAAAGGAGCGUUCAUAUAGUAAAAAAUGUUUCUUUCAGAAAGACAAUGACCAAAUCCAAGUUUGUCAAAAAUUUUUCAUGGCUACAUUGUGCAUUAGUGUAGAUGUCAUCUCCGAUGCUGUGAAUAAAAAGGAUUCGUUAGGAAUGUAUGCCGGGGAUGAUAAGCGUGGCAAGAAAAGUCCACCAAAUAAAACUAAAAUAGAAGAUGUUCAACGGGUCAAGAAUCACAUAGAGAGCUUUCCUGUAAUGGAUUCUCAUUACUGCCGUAAAGACAGUAAGAAGAAAUACCUUUAUCCUGACGCUAAAUCGGUUAUUAACAUGUACAGAUUGUAUGAAGAUUCAUGUAAAAAGACUAAUAAAAAGCCGGUUUCAGAGUCAAAGUAUCGUGAUAUUUUAAUGAAGAAUACAAUUACAGCUUUUUCAGCCCGAAAAAAGAUCUCUGCAACGUUUGCACAAAGUAUGAAAAAUCUCUAUCCAAAGAAGAGCUAGAAGAUGAUUAUCAACAGCAUUUACAACGGAAGACGGUUUGUCAAAAUGCUAAAGACGCUGACAAAGCUCGUGCUAAUAUAGACGAAACGUUCAUGUCAAUAACUAUGGAUUUACAGGCAGUUUUGCAAGUACCUAAUGGCGGAGAAAGUUUACUAUACUACAUGAGAAAAUUAGUUCUCUUUAAUUUUACCAUUUAUGAAGCCAGACUUCCAAAUAAUGCUUACUGUCUUUGCUGGAGUGAAAUAAAUGGUAAUAAAGGCAGUUGUGAAAUUGGAACAUGCCUUUUCUACUACUUAUCUGAAUUGCCUAAAACCGUGACAGAAUUAAGCAUUUUUUCGGAUACGUGCAGCGGCCAGAACCGCAAUCAAUAUAUUUCGGCUCUCUUACUCUGGGCAGUACAAAAGACAGACCACCUACAAAUAAUUGAGCAAAAGUUUCUCGAAAGUGGGCAUAGCCAUAUGGAAGUUGAUUCGAUGCAUGCAGCUAUUGAACAUGCAUCGAAAAACGUUUCAAUCAAUAGCGUUUCUGACUGGAAGAAUGUAUUUAGAUUUGCUAGAACUAAAAAAACUAAGUCCGUUACCACUGACGAAGGAAAGAAAAAAAUUGAAAUCGAUAGCUAUAAAGUGAAAGAGUUUAAAUAUAACGAGAUGUUGGACUUAAAAAAGCUAAGUGCUGCUAUAAUGAAUAAUAAAAACAAAG